Messenger RNA from Apiotrichum porosum, 1221 nucleotides. RefSeq lists its product as uncharacterized. Lineage: Eukaryota; Fungi; Basidiomycota; Tremellomycetes; Trichosporonales; Trichosporonaceae. The transcript has a single exon. The coding region runs from base 1 to 1221 and encodes 406 amino acids. The record is from RefSeq and is a predicted model, not a curated record.
AUGGCUCCCGAAGCUCAGCCAAACGGCGGUCCCACGCCAGUGGUCGCCGGGCGUGAUACCAUUGUCACCGUCAUUUCCACCAUGGAGUCCACGCCCACUGCGGCCACGUCCAGCGCGGCGGUCAAGUCAAAGUCCAACAUCGGCCCCAUUGUCGGUGGUCUUGUCGGCGGCAUCGCUGCUGGUCUCGUGCUUAUUGGCCUCAUCAUCUGGCUCUUCCGCUGGCGCAAGAACAAGAAGGAGUCUGAGAAGCAGAUCCUCGAGAAGCGCCGCAAACGUCUGGAGCAAAAGUAUCGCGUCACCCAGCACUCGACCACGUCGUCCUUGAGCAGCAACGCGCGCCUCAACUCGGUGGCCGUGUCCGAGAAGAGCUUCGACCCCAGCGUGCCCGUCACUCCCCCGGUCCGUCUCCUCACGACGCACGAGUCGCCCAAGGCAAUCGACCCCUUCCAGAACGAGCACGGCUACGGCCAGGCCAUGCAGUACGUCGUUCCCGCGGCUGGCAACAACAUGGUGCAGCAGCCCUACGACCAGCAGCCGACUGUUGUGUACGUGCCCAUCGUCCUCAACAAUGAGCAACCCCCAGCCGCCGUGUCUUAUACUCCCCCGUCGCCUCCGGCGUCCGAUUCCGACUCUGGUUCCUCGUCUUCAGGAUCGUCUGGAGGCCCCCAAUCUCAGCCUUCUUCUAGCGGAUCCUCGCGCCGCAGUUCCACUCGAGGCGCCGCUCGCGCAGCUGCCUCCGAGCUCGCCGUCGCGUCAGCGUCUGCCCCGCUCUCGUCACGCCACCGCCCACUGCGCCCGUCUCCUCUCGCCAACUCUUCAGAGCACAUGCGCAACUCUGCGUUCAACGGCGGCUCCCCGGACCCGUCGCUCAGCGUGUCGCCGGCGUCGUCGUCGUCGGAUGGAUGUUCCCCAUUUUCUUCAUCACCAGGCACAAUGUCCCCGCCUUCUUCGGAUUCGCACGCCGCCGCAUAUGCGGCUGCCGCCGGAGGAGCCUGGGCGAUGCCUCACGGCCAGGACAAGAUGGAGGCGCACAUGGACUUUACCAAGCCCAAGGGGGUUGACGCGUCGCCUGAACUCGACGGCGACGAUGUCCGCACUCUGUCUGGCGUGUACUCUUACGACCCGUUCGCCGAGUACCACAGUUACGAGGCCAUGAUCGAUGGCCGUGAGGACCUCGCGCCUGAGACUACCUACGCCGUCGAGCCUGGACACGCCGUCUAG